GCGCUGCUGGCGAAUGUUCAGAUCUCAUCUUCUGUCAGCAAUGUGAACGACAAUUAAUGUUUGUCUGUCAAUUAUUCUCGUGCUUUUAUUAUCUUUAGGCCCUAAAUGAGUGAGGAGAUGAUGUAAUAGAAGCUCACCGACUAUGUAAAAAAAUGAAAACCCUUUUGGCUGCACAUAGAUCAGGACAUGUGUUUGACAUCAACCUGACCAUACUAGAGUGACUCCAAUGUUGAUUUCCUCUUCAUAUCUUAGAUGUUCAAUGAUUUGCAUUCAUGGGUUCCACUACAGUGACACAACCAAUUAGUCCUGAAAUAUCAAUUUGAAUUGAAACUCAUGUAACCAUGUUGUGUCUGCAGUAGUAGUGUGCCUAUUUAGUCUUGCCUAAAUUUCUGUAUUUAUUAGAGUUGGGGCCAAUCUUACGUAAGUUUUUGACAUUGGGAGAUUAAGGUUUCUUUUGGGUUGUAGAGAGCACAUGGCUUGAGUCCAAUUGUUACAUUAAAUUGCAAACACAUGCUGGUAGCUAAAGGCCGAUAUCUGAUGUAUCUAGCGAUCUUACCAUCGAAGUAGGAGCAUCAACCUUCGCACUUCACAAGUUUCCUCUGGUUUCUCGGAGUGGAAGAAUUCGGAAGCUGCUGUUAGAUGCAAAAGAUUCAAAAGUUUUACGCAUAAGUCUCCCAAAUGUGCCAGGUGGUGCAGAGGCAUUUGAGCUAGCUUCCAAGUUUUGCUAUGGAAUCAAUGUUGAGUUCACCCUCUCAAAUGUGGCCUUGCUACGUUGCGCGGCCCAUUUUCUUGAAAUGACCGAAGAAUUCGCUGAAAAAAACUUGGAGGCCAGAGCUGAAGCAUAUCUAAGGGACACAGUGCUCCCUAACAUAUCAAGCACAGUACAUGUUCUUCACUGUUGUGAGGCUCUUCGUCCCAUAUCUGAACAAAUAAACCUUGUCAACAAGCUAAUCAACGCAAUUGCGAACAACGCGUGCAAAGAACAGCUUACAACUGGUCUACUAAAACUAGAUCACACUUUCCCUUCUAAAACCACACCAACCAUGGAGCCAGAAACACCCUCAGAUUGGUGGGGGAAGUCUUUCAAUGUUCUUAGUCUUGAGUUCUUCCAACGAGUUGUGUCUGUUGUGAAGUCAAAGGGACUAAAACAAGACAUGAUCAGCAAGAUUUUGAUGAACUAUGCCCAUGGUUCUCUUCAAGGGAUUGGUGUUAGAGACCCUCAAGUGGUGAAGGGAAGUCUUCAUGACUUGGAAUUUCAAAAGAAACAAAGGGUGGUUGUUGAAACCAUUGUUGGUUUACUCCCAACUCACUCGAGGAAAAGCCCGGUUCCAAUGGGAUUCCUCUCUAGUUUGUUGAAGGGUGCAAUAGCAGCAUCUGCAUCAACUCCUUGUAAAUCUGAUUUGGAGAGGAGAAUUAGUCUGCAACUUGACCAGGCCAUUCUUGAAGACAUCUUGAUCCCAACAAACUCACCUCAAAACUCCCAUAACACAAUGUAUGACACAGACUCAAUUCUGAGGAUCUUCUCUAUUUAUCUAAACAUGGACGAGGAGGAUGGCGAAGAUAGUGACAACUACAUUGAUGAGAGCCAAAUGGUGUAUGAUUUUGACAGUCCUGGAUCUCCUAAACAAAGCUCAAUCAUAAAGGUAUCCAAAUUGCUGGACAAUUAUCUCGCGGAAGUAGCACUAGACUCAAACUUGUUGCCUUCAAAAUUCACAGCACUUGCAGAACUGCUUCCAGAUCAUGCACGUGUGGUUAGUGAUGGACUCUAUAGAGCUGUUGACAUCUUCCUUAAGGUUCAUCCAAACAUGAAGGACCCAGAGAGGAACCGGCUAUGCAAAACCAUUGAUUGUCAGAAACUGUCUCAAGAAGCAUGCAGCCAUGCAGCACAGAACGAAAGGCUACCGGUGCAGAUGGUGGUUCAAGUUCUUUACUUCGAGCAAAUGAGGCUUCGCAAUGCCAUGAAUGGAGGGCACAACCAACUCUUCUUUGGUCAGUUCCCUCACCGUUCAGGGAGUGGUGCAGGGAGUGGAGCCAUUUCCCCAAGAGAUAACUAUGCAUCUGUUAGAAGAGAGAACAGAGAACUGAAGCUUGAAGUUGCAAGAAUGAGAAUGAGGCUCACUGACUUGGAGAAAGACCACGUGUCCAUGAAGCAGGAGCUUGUUAAGUCUCACCCUGCCAACAAGUUGUUCAAAUCAUUCACCAGAAAGCUGAGCAAGCUAAAUUCUCUAUUCAGGAUAAAUAGCAUUAAGCCACUUAUUGGUGGCAAAGCUAGUUCAGAAACUCGCUUCCCUUUUCCAAAGCGAAGACGCCACUCCGUUUCAUGAUACUUAAUAUGUCAUAUAUCGUAUAUGACAUAACGUAUGUACAGUAUGCAUAAACAUAGUUGUAAUGCAUGGCGUGAUAUUGUGUUUAUUUUCCAGUCAAUAGUUUUUUGAGUUAUGUUCCUGACAUGCUGUGUUCAGUACUAUUGUUAUCAUGCUUAACAAUUCCAAAAUUGGGAACUGAAUUGUUUCGAAGACAUCAAAUUUUAGUAUACAAACACUUCGUGUAUUAGAAUUCAAA
This is a messenger RNA of Glycine soja, 2562 nucleotides long. Its product is annotated as BTB/POZ domain-containing protein At1g03010-like. Lineage: Eukaryota; Viridiplantae; Streptophyta; Magnoliopsida; Fabales; Fabaceae. The record is from RefSeq and is a predicted model, not a curated record. Gene Ontology annotation, molecular function: protein binding. Bases 795 to 2324 code for a protein of 509 amino acids. The transcript has 4 exons.